Pseudogymnoascus destructans is the source of this 603-nucleotide messenger RNA. RefSeq lists its product as uncharacterized. The coding region runs from base 1 to 603 and encodes 200 amino acids. The transcript is spliced from 3 exons. The record is from RefSeq and is a predicted model, not a curated record. NCBI's taxonomy places the organism in Eukaryota, Fungi, Ascomycota, Leotiomycetes, Thelebolales, Thelebolaceae.
AUGCCUCAAGAUAAAAGACAAGGGGAAAUUGCCCUCGACAUGUGGGAAUCUCUAGGACUUGCGAUUCUCCAAACCAAGUUAACUGAUGCGCACGCGCUGGCGGCACAACGAGCUAAGAAAAUAAAGAGCUUGAAAAAGGCUGCCAAACUCUUAGUAGCUGGCCCAUCAAAGGAAACGGAGAGUGCGCCGUCGACAUUCGACCCGCCACAGGACUCAUCCAAAGAAACUUGGGAGGCUACCAUGAACAAUAUUGGCGCAACAAUCCAUCUCCUCGACGCCGAAGAAUUAUACCAGAAGGGAGACAUGAGAGGCCUCGUCGAGGUAGCACAAAAUGCCAUGACGUGCGCUGGGAAGCAGCUCAACAAGAAGCUUGUGGCCGAGGCUUGGAUCUGGCUUGGGACGGGGUACUGCAGCAGGGCUAAUUUGAAAAGUGGGGUGCAAGCAUUUAAUAUGGCACUCGAAGCUUUGAAAACUUUGAAAACUUUGAACCAGAAGGACAAGGAGGUUGAAAGCAUGAAGAAGCUGAUAGAGAUGUGGCAGAGUGAUAUCAAAGAACCUGAAGCCAAGUUUGCUGCACUGCUUCUUAAAAUUCAGACGAGAUAA